AUGGACCCCAUAUCAGCUGCGGGGAUAGCCCUCGCAGUGCCGUCGUUAGCCUUCCAGGUGUUUGCCGGCUGUGUGCAGGGCUUUUUGACCCUAUCAACAGCACAGAAUUUUGGCAAAGAUGCCAAUUUUCUUCUAACCAUGCUCAAUGUGGAGGAAUAUCGGUUUUUACAGUGGGCAGAUACUGUCGGCUUGACUGGAACCGAUGGAAACAUAUUACAUCGAAUCAACCAAGCUCUCGCAGAAGAGUUGAUGGUUCAGUUGAAAGACAGACUCGACACAUCCAAGUUGAAACAGCGAUACUCGCUCGACCUCCAGCCUACUCAUGGCAGAUCAAUUAAAGGGAUAGAUGCAAGUCCUGGAGACAAUGCCAAGGUUCCGGGUGCUUUAGCCGAUGCAGUGUCUCAUCAACGCCGGGCGGAGAUUCUUGCGCGGGCAAAUUUGAUUCAUAGCCAAGCCUCAUUUCCAAAGAGAAUGUGGUGGGCGACGGUUGAUAAGCCCAAGUUUCAAGAUCUUGUCCUCGAUGUCAGACAGAUUGUGGAUACUCUCUGGAAGCUGCUCGAGCCGAUCCGUCUUAGAGAGCUCUCUCAGCAGGUUGGAAAAACACUGACAGCGAUUGUUGACAUGAGUCACGACCUCGAGGCUUUGAAAGGCCUUCAAGCUAGUUUCAGCAGAACGACAAUCAGAUUCCCAGGGGAUGAGAUUCUCGCGACGGCAGUUGGGUUGAAAGUGGCACGGGAGCAACUUCCGGGGGAAAGCAGCAUCAGCAGUGAGAUAGGCUCAAUUGAAUCUCUCCAGCCUCUCAGUCGAAAAUUGCUCCAAUAUACCCCGCGCAAGCGCGGGGCAACAGGCACUUUCAUAGCAACAUACGAUGGGAAACCCGUGCUCUGCGAAUCAAAAGUCGUCAAUGGACGGCUGAAAUCAAAACUGAGAUUGCGAUCUGAGAAUCUUGCAAAACUUUUAUCCUUACCCAAGAGCCCAUCGUUCAUGACACUCAAAUGUCUUGGUUUCCUGGAAGAUAUGGAUGAGAUUAUUUUCUUGUAUAGUUAUCCACCUACAUCAGACCUUACCUUUCCACCGCGAUCUCUUCAAGAGUUACUCCGCGACUCGAAGAUGAAGCCCCCUAGUCUCACAGCCAGAUUGAAACUGGCUUUAGAUAUCUGCAGUACACUCUUGACUGUCCACACGUCAGGCUGGUUGCAUAAAAAUAUUCGCUCGGAGAAUAUUCUCUUCUUCACACCGAAUGAGGCAUCCGGCACCUCUACGUUUGGCACUCGACCAUACUUGACUGGGUUCACAUUUGCACGUGCCGACUCCCCGGUUGAGAUCAGUGACCAGGCGUCUGAAGAUCCUCUCGCAGAUAUCUAUCGACAUCCACAGGCUCUCGGGGAACCAUCCGCUUCAUAUGCCAUGUACAUGGAUCACUACUCGCUUGGAGCUGUGCUUACCGAAAUUGCGGAGUGGCGACCACUCAAGCAUAUCAUCAAAAGCUAUAUUGAUGUCACGAAUUGUGAUGUUGAUAUCCCGCUUUCUGCAUUGGCGGGAACUCCGAGUUGGCUAACGCAACAGUUGGCCGACCGCGGGAAGAUUGAGUUUCGUAUGGGAGACAUUUAUGGGGCUGGCGUUUCGCGGUUACUGAGAUUGGGGUCCAUGGAGAUUGAUAGUCGUUCGUCUACAGUCGAUCUACUUUCUUUUCAGCGGUUUGUACAGGAACUAGGUCUCUGCUGCAUUUGA
Molecule: messenger RNA, 1731 nt
Organism: Penicillium verhagenii
Lineage: Eukaryota; Fungi; Ascomycota; Eurotiomycetes; Eurotiales; Aspergillaceae
Exons: 1
Coding region: 1-1731 (576 amino acids)
Biological process (GO): protein phosphorylation
Molecular function (GO): protein kinase activity; ATP binding
Source: RefSeq, a predicted model, not a curated record